Messenger RNA from Aureobasidium pullulans EXF-150, 4403 nucleotides. RefSeq lists its product as uncharacterized. NCBI's taxonomy places the organism in Eukaryota, Fungi, Ascomycota, Dothideomycetes, Dothideales, Saccotheciaceae. Gene Ontology annotation, biological process: ribosome biogenesis. The transcript is spliced from 4 exons. Gene Ontology annotation, cellular component: nucleolus. The record is from RefSeq and is a predicted model, not a curated record. Bases 19 to 4326 code for a protein of 1435 amino acids.
AUUCUGCUUGAGCCGGUCAUGGCUGCCCGCGCUGACGAUUCAAAGUCGUCUCUGCAACGCCUUCUUUCCCUUGACAAAACCUUUGAUUCAUUUGAGGACCGCGUGCAGGAAGCCGCUCGAAUCCUCAAUAUCUCUUUGCACCCUCAGGCCGAAGUCGACUCAGCUACUCCUUCCUCAACCUCGCAUACUGCCCGUCUGGACUUUGUACUACGUUGGCUGCUGGACAAGCUCUCUGCAAAGCCGGAACCCUGUCAAUGCCUCCCAUCAUGGACUCUUCUACGUCGCAUCCUUGAGCGCAUGCCGUCUGCUGCUCUGGCCAAGUCCCUUGCCGUUGCCAGCCCUCUGAACACCUGCUCCAAGGCUCUCGCUGAGCUCUUUCCACCUGCCUCAUCUCUGGCUCCAAGUCACGUAGACGAUACCAAACGCUCUAGCAAGAAAAGAAAGAGGCAAAGCGCCGCCAAUGAUACUGCCUCCGACCACCCUGCACUCAUAUUUGGAGAAAUCACGGCUUCUAUUCGUCUCUUGAUCUCUCGUUCGACGCAGACUUCUGCUACGGAUGCCGCUUCAGAGAACCGCGUCCAUGCUCUUCUUCGUCUUGAUCACGCCGAGCUUGUUCGCUUCGUAAAGCACACUCUCUAUGGCCUGUUGCAUCUGCAAUCCUCCCAGAAUCUUCCCACUUCUCUUGUGGCAUCAUCAUUGACCCUCAUCCAAGAUCUAGCCAUUCUACAACCAAAUGCUUCCGUUGACCCUUUGGAUAUCUCCUUUUGCACCGAGUGCUUAUGGCCCGCUGCACUUCUCCUUCGCUUCUUGCAUUCAGAGUCGAAGCUGGAUGGCACUUCUCAGAAUUAUGCGCAACACUCAAUUCGCUCUCUGGACCGCCUCCUAGCCACACACCUCUUCGUACCAGCUAGAGUGGCUUUCUACAAUUCAAAAACUCCUACACAAAAGAAACGCCCCCAGGUCGAGCUUCCCGGGCUAGCGCAAAGACUGGAACCAUUGCACUUGCAAGUCACAGCUCUUCUCAAUAUAAACGGUGCCGAUACCGUCAGAACAGAACAGCUUGUCAAUGCAUACGCUUGCGUGCCUUUAUUGUUGGACCUGGCCGUUCGCUGUGCACCUAUCGCCAACCCAAAGCAAAGGAUAAUAGAAGCCCCUUGGAUCCAUCUCCUGUUCACUUCUCUAUCAGACACAAUCACUUUAUCCAACAAUUCACCGGACUCUACCAUCGUCAACCAGACCUUAAACAAGAUGCUUGAUGUUCUUUCAGGAAAAGGUCUGGUGCUUGAUAAUGAUGUGCUGAGUGAGGUUCUGGACAAGCGAUGUAACCUUCUACCGUCUUUGGACACGACUUCAGAUGUGCUACCGGACUUCCCACUUGUCGCUAGGAUCCUAAACAUGAACGCUGGUAUCUUCACAGAUGUCAACUCUGCUCCAGCCAAGGCUUUGUUCCAGGCGCUAACGAGUAACGGCAAGGCAAAAGCAAGUGCUGUCUUGGGCUCCGUUUCUCACGAUGACUGGAUAAAUCCUCGUAACCUUUGCUACCAGAUCGCAAUUCCUCUCAUGCACGCAUACGCACGUACCCGUAAUCUUCCUGCUUUCCUCGAUCAAUGGUCGGAUUGUCUGAGUGCUCAGACCUCUUCAAAAACGUCUCGAUGGCUUCUCUGGGCAGAUUCGUCAUUGGAGGAAUCCCUAAGAUCUCUCUUGGAGACUUCUUUGACGUCUACACAAAUUUCUGAUUUGCUGAAAUCUAGACAGGAUGCACUAAGCCAAUCGAUCGCAUCAUCAUCAUCAUCAUCUAGCGCCGGCGCUCAAUGUUUUGCGAACACUGUUCUGCUGAAUGCAAUUGUCGGCGCCGUGAAGACAGACGCAACGGUUGACGAUCUCGUUGUUCAUCUGGAGACACUACUUUCGGUUGUGGAAAGCGCUAUUGAGCAGAUCUCAGACAUUAACGGUCUACUCUCUGCUCACCUCCUCGGCUUGUGCUCGAAGAUAUACCAGCUGUGGUACCCGAUCUGGUCUACCUCUCAUUCGGACGAAGAAGUCCAAUCGCGAAAUGCCACACUUCUCGAUGGUCCAGUCACACAAUAUGCCCUGCAGAAGAUUCAAGAUGGCUCAAACGUAAAGUCUAGCACAUCUGCCGGUACCGUUUCUGAAGUAGACUCCGCAUUUGUCCUUGUCGCUUCAAUAUGCGAUAUGCAGAGACAUUUGACUGGCCAUGAAUCCGAUUAUGCACAUCUGUUCUGUCGCGCAGCUCUGCCAUCAAAGGACGGGGACAUCACUCACUCUUAUGCUUCACAGCGUCCUGCCGCCUUUCUGACAGUCCUUACUGGGUUUCCCGAGCUGCUAUCAUGCAUCCCUACGACUGAGAGGAUACAACUUUUCAAGGAUCUGUUCAGCAGUUUCUUUUCUCAUUCGUCAAACUCAAGUACUGUGCUUCUCGAGUUUCUCGACUCGGUCUUUGCAACUAGUGACCUGCCUACCAAGGACGACCUUUUUAACGUCGUUUGCGAAGCUGUCGAGGGUUCUGCUGCUACAGAAUCAUGGCUCGAGAUUCUUCUCCAAUGGCCAUUGAAAGGCUUCUCUCGUCAACAGCGAGAGAAAAUCUUGGACAUUGUUGUGGCCUCGUUGACAGAGAAAAAUGUCAAUGGGCAAGCCAAGCAACACGGCCUUGACCUGGUUGCGGGAAUGCUCGAGCUGCCAAAUGCGACCGCCAAAGUGUCGGUUACGCCUACCGUACUUUGGAAUCUAGCUGGAGUACCUUACAACAGCACUGAGCUGAGUGCUUUCGAGAGCAUUUGUAAGCGCCUUUUGGGACAUGUUAUUGAUACCAAAGAGCAAGAGCGAAGCAAAUUGUAUCUGGAACAACUUUCGGAGCUAAUGUCAAAUUUUGUGAGCAAACAGAAGGACUUGGGCUUGCCGUCAGCACCAGGCAGAGUCUUGCUAGUGAACGCUCUGUUUGAGGCAACUGAAGCUCGUCUUACACAAAAGGAGCUGUCAAGCUUCCCCCAUCGUUCACCAUCGACGAUUGAUUCAUUGGUGAAGAGAUUAUGGGACACACUGUCAAGCUCAACAGACGCUGCUUUCUCUGAGGAAAACUCUUUCAAGGCAAAGUUGGCUGUUGAGCUGUACAUUGGCAUCCCUGCAUCUGUGUUGGAGUCUGGCGGUUCUUCGACCGAGAAAUAUGCGAAGCGCUUUGUAAAGAAGCUGCGUAGCCUGAUUGAAGAAACAAAUGAUGUUCCUUUUUCCCUCUUGUUGCGAUGCUUCCAGCAUUUGUCUUUGGCUGCAUCCAAAACAAAUCCCACCGAUAUAUGCACGAGUGCCGAGCGCCUCUUGACACAGGAAAUGGAUGCUGACCAGUACUGGGUCAUCACGGACUCUUUCACGAAGAGUGUACAAGCAAUCUCGGAGGACGACAAGAUCGCCUUAAUAGAACGUAUCCUGCCUGUCUCAGCAGAACAGUGUACUGCAGAACGAGCUGUAUUGGUUCGAUGCAUUAUAUCUGCCAUGCAUGGUUCCCGCAAGAAUGGAGCGAUCUCUUCUGAGGUUGGUUCAGUUCCGAUUCUCAUACGACUGCUUGAGCUACUCAAUACUUGCACCGAAUACAGGGUGCAUCAGCAGUUAGUCGCCUGUGUUAUCGCAGUCUUGAGAGAACAGCCCAACCUCGUUACACAAUACUCUGCAGAGAUGACUAUUGCCACAGUAACCACUCUUGCGUCACCCUCAUCGCCAAUGAAGUCUGUCAAACAAGCAUCAUUGAUGUUUGAGGGUCUCUGUACGAUCACCCAAAGUCUUUUGCAGUUCCACCGCUCAAGCCUGGGUGGACGGUUCCAUCUCCUCGUUCCUUUGAUGCAGAGACUUCUUGCCUGCCUCUUCUCACCUAGCAGCAGAGACGCUGGAACAAUCAACCGAUUCAAACAUCCCGCAUGGCUCGACCAAAGCAAUGCGUCAUUAACCCUCAAGCACGCACAGAAGUUCUCAAGAAUCCUUGAGAAUCUUUGCAACCCACCACAAUUGAACGUGGCAGGAAACAGAGGGAAGGCGCCUGAGCUUGUUGAUGAGACACGCAAGGCUCGUAUGCAUGUUGCUCAACAUGCUCCUCACAUCCUUCACUACUAUUGUACUCUGAUUUUGAACGGAAAACUGGGCGAGGGAAUGCGCGAUGCGCUCACUCCCGGAAUGUGGGCCAUCAUUGAUGUUGCAGAGAUUGGUGCCGACGACACUCGUGGCGUCAAGGCGUUGAGUUCCAGCAUGGGUAACGCUGAUCGCGCAGUCUUGAGAGGCAUCUGGGAGGACUGGCGACGAUUUGGUGGAGCUUGGAAGGGUUAGAUCUAUACGCACAAAACACCAACUAGCGUCUCGCAAUCUUAACAAACUGUGCUAUCGGGCAACUGGCUGAACGUGGU